Messenger RNA from Nelumbo nucifera (sacred lotus), 2166 nucleotides. RefSeq names its product transportin. The record is from RefSeq and is a predicted model, not a curated record. NCBI's taxonomy places the organism in Eukaryota, Viridiplantae, Streptophyta, Magnoliopsida, Proteales, Nelumbonaceae.
AACCCCAUUCAGCCAUUCUAUUCGAUUGAUACUCUUCCUGCAUUGUUCUCCUUCAAUAGCAGAACACCGAAAGGAAAGCUCUCCUUACUAUGUGGAUUCUGCUCCUUCGACAGAGGAUUUCUCUUCACACGUCUUUCUCCCUUGCUUCCCUCUUCUCUCACUCUCUCGUCCGAGUCGUUCUCCCUCUCUGUAUCUCUCGAAAUCAUGGAGAGAAACCCUAACUCUUUUUCUUUGCAGGGUUUGCAAUUGGGGUUUCGAUGGUUUUUCACAUGGUUCUCCCCUGCUUCAUCUUCCAAAAUCUCAGUUAUUGUUUUAUUAGGGUUUCUGGGAGUAUGUUUUGAAUAGGAAAAAGUUGACGUUGUGAAAUGUUGGCCGUUUGGUAGUGGAGACGGAGAGCAGGAGAAGGCAGCAGAAGAGAUAGAGAAGCUGCUUCCGCAAUUAACGUAUCGGAAAUUUCGUUGGUGGUUAGAAGAUCUGGAGGUGAUAAGAUCUCAAGAAGUUGUCGGUGACAACACGAAGAUUAUAGAUGAAACCGGGAAAACAGUUUCCGGCGUUGAAAGUGGCCUUUUGUCCCAAAAUCUGGGUUUUGGCGCUGGAAAUAUGGAUUUGCAUGGUUCAUCAAGAAGCAUCUCCCAUUGUUCUAAGAGUUAUUCAAUGCCUAGUUCCAAUCCUUCAACAUGCCGAGGGGCUUAACAAAUCACUCAUAGAAAAUAGUGCCAUCACUCUUGGGAGGCUUGCAUGGGUCUGUCCAGAACUUGUAUCACCUCAUAUGGAGAAUUUCUUGCAAUCAUGGUGUACUGCUUUAUCCAUGAUCAUGGAUCCUCCAAGCGGAAGCAUAUGGGGGUUUCAUUUCCCUCGAGGGUUAAUGUCUUUAAAUUGGAGGUAUUGAGUAAUAAUGUAAACAUCUUCCAUAGUUUCAGUUCAGGAAAUUUUGUUUUCCCUUAUUUAUCAAAAAAAAUGUUUUCCCUUCAGUUGCUCCUAGAUUUGAGUGUUUGAUAUCUUCAGCGUGGCUUGGGUUUUCCUUCAACAGAUGCAUUUUUUUUUUUUAUAGUUGCAUUGCUCUUCUUUUAGGGAAAGGGGCAAGUUGCUAUUGUUAUCUCCCAUUUGGCUAUAAUUUUAGGCAUUUAAUGAAAGGCUGUAAAUAAAAAAUCCUUCACUGUUUCUUAAUGAACUAGAAAGGACAGAAUCAGAAAUAAACUUAUUUAAAGGAGCCUAAUAGUAGCUUCAAUAGGUGAUAAAAUGAGGAAACAUAGGACAAGAUGGUUUGGUCAUGUCUAGAUGACUCUAUGUACAACAUGAGUAGAAGAAUGAUCUGUUACAAGUUUAUGGUUCUAGAAGAGCAGAGGGUAGACCAAAGAGGACAUGGUUUGAAGUAGUAGCAAAUGGUUUAAUGGCCCAGAAUUUAGCAAUGGAUAUGGUACUGAAUAGAGUGGAAAGAUGGAACAGGAUUCAUAUAGUCGGUCCCAUGUAGUUGGGGCUGUGACUCUUGGAUGUUUCUUGGCCUCCCAAUUGGUGCUGAAGCUUAUUUAGUUUCUACAUGGCAACCUUUAUCAGUAAGUUUUGAAAGAGCUGGUUGGAAGUGCAAGCAUCUUUCCUUGGUAUCAAAGUUACUGUUAUAAAGAAUGUAUUGACAAUAAUGCCCACCAUUACCUAUCUCUGCUUAAAGUUCUAGCCUCCAUGGAUGAGACGACCAGAAAAGAUUCAGUUCUGUAAUGUCAAAUAAAAGAGAAGGUAAGAUUCGAUAGGGUUUAGAAGAAUUAGGGCUGAGUAAAGCUAUUAUGGGAAAGUGGCUUUGGAAGUUUGGGUCGAAAUGGGAAGCUUUAUGUAUAAGGUUUAGGCAAGGUUCAAAGUAUCGGAAACGCUAUGCAUAUCGGAAAGGCAAAUUUAAGAGAUGUAUCAGGAUACACCUUGGAUACGCAUGGAUAUGGACGAAAAAUUAAGAUACGCAUGGAAACACAUGCAAGUGCUAUAAAUACUCUAUCAUAAAUAAACAUUAAUAUCACUAAAUAUAAGACAUAAAUGAGCUAUUUAUUCAUAAAAAUAACAUGUUUUAGUGGGUUUUAUGAAAAAGAACAUAUUAUAAUCAAUAAACGGGAAGUCAGGAACAGAAACAUACUAUCUAAUUAUGGACAUUAUAGAUCAAGUAAUUAUUUUGCAUGUUUUAUU